Camponotus floridanus (Florida carpenter ant) is the source of this 6537-nucleotide messenger RNA. RefSeq names its product alpha-2-macroglobulin-like protein 1. Gene Ontology annotation, cellular component: extracellular region. NCBI's taxonomy places the organism in Eukaryota, Metazoa, Arthropoda, Insecta, Hymenoptera, Formicidae. The transcript has 25 exons. The record is from RefSeq and is a predicted model, not a curated record. Gene Ontology annotation, molecular function: endopeptidase inhibitor activity. Bases 167 to 5695 code for a protein of 1842 amino acids.
AUAUCGCGCUUUCAGUCGGCCCGCGGCCUCUCUGUCAGCUGUUGUUCCUCCAGUGCCGCGCGAUAAGCGAGAAAAGCGAAGAAAAGGAGCUUGUUAAUAUGCUCGCGGCGAUCAGUUGAGAUCCCUGUCGAAAUCACGAGAGCACGUGUUAAUCAUCUGCGAGACAAUGAAUAAGCUAAUUGUACUCUCGUGCUUGUUCUGCGUGUGCCUCCAAUUCUGCCAAGGUGGCACGAAUGCUAAUCGAGGAUACGUGUUUACCGCGCCGAAAAGAUUCCUGGCCGGCGAGACCGAGAGCGGCUGUUUGUCGCUGCACAAUCUCGAGCCGCCAGCGCACGUUCUCCUGGAGCUGCUGUCUCCGUCGUCGUCGGGUGCGGAAGACGAGGUGUUGGCCCGAACGAGCGGCGUCGUCGAAACAGGAUUGGAAACAUGUCUGGAGCUUGCGGUACCUUUUACAAGAUACUUCAACGGACGAUUACGAUUGAAGAUAAAAUUCGACAAACAUCCCGAUUACAUCGUGGAAACGGAGAAGAAGAUCUACAUCGAGCACGAUUCCAUCAUCACGUUUGUAGAGACGGACAAGCCAGUCUACAAACCCGGACAAGAUGUAAACAUUAGAAUUCUCAUGCUUAAACACGAUUUGAAGCCAUGGAAGAAAACGAUACCAAAAGUAUGGAUUGAAAAUCCAUCCGAGGUGCGAGUAGCGCAAUGGACCAACGUUAGUACCGAGAACGGAAUGACUCAAUUAAAGUUUGCUCUCUCUCCGGAACCAAGCCCGGGCGCCUGGAAAAUUAAAGUAGAAAAGACAAGAUCGCAACCGCAGCUAAUUCACACAACAGUAUUUGAAGUGAAGAAAUACGUUCUCCCGAGAUUCCAGGUGACUGUGACCUCACCGGGAUACAUCCUCGCAGAUGCGGAAAACGUUACCUGGAACAUAUGCGCAAAAUACAGCUAUGGUAAACCGGUCAAGGGUAGAUUACUUUUAAAAUCAACGCCUCAAAUACCAAUAUGGAGACGAAAACCUAAUCUCCCAGAAAUACAUUACGAAACAGAGUUGGAUUCGUCGGACGGUUGCACUGAAUUUGUACUAUCAGGCGCAGUGCUUGGAUUGGCUCAAUGGAAAGUAGCGCCGAAUAAUAUCGUUCUCAUAGCCAAUUUCACCGAAGCCGGUACCGGGAUAGUGGAGACGACAAUCAGUCGAACCGUGGUAGUGCAUCAGGCCUUAAAAUUGGAAUUUCUGCCGUACACGCCCAAAUACUUCAAACUGGGUUUACCAUAUCACGGAAAGCUUCGUGUCUCUCGGCAUGAUGAUACUCCGGCGCCACACGAAAAGAUCCAACUCUGCGUGCGAGUGCGCGGUGAAGACGAUUGGCUCCGCGUCGUAGUCGAAUGCCGCAACUUUACAUCUUCAUCCGAUGGCUUCGUCGACUUUGUUGUGCCACCGCCACACAGGAAUAUCGUCCUGUUAAAUUUCAUCGCGACUGGUGUCGAUUAUCCCACGAAAUACUAUUCGCCGGAUACGCGUUGGCGAGUUUUCAUGGAUCAACCAUCUGCUCACAUUGUGGUGAAUCCGUGGUAUUCACCAUCAGACAGUUACUUGGCGGUAGCUCGAGGUUAUCAACCAAUCAUCUGCGGCGAAAAGUAUUCGUUCAAUGUUAUGUACACCGUACCGGCGAAAAGUAAAACUAACGAGUCCAUUUCCUUCCAUUAUUCCAUCAAUUCCAAAGGUGACUUGUUGAUAUACGGCCACGUAAAGCACAAGCCGACCAGAGACAUGGUCCUGAAUUACUCGGAAUUUCGGAACCUAUUCGGCGCUGUCGAGACAUCGGGAAAUAAGACCAAUCAGGACACCAUCGUUCACAGAUUCCCUCUCAGCGUCAAGAUCACCCCGUCCAUGGCGCCGGUCUCUGAAUUAUUGCUCUACUAUGUUCGUCCGGAUGGCGAGAUUGUCGCUACCACAUACUCUAUCAAAGUAGGACAUUGUUUCGAGAAUAAAGUAAAAUCAGCUUGGCACACCGAUGCCCAAACCCCGGGAACGGUCACUCAGUAUCACGUGGAGGCUGCCCCCUGGUCUCUUUGUGGCAUUUCGGCAGUUGACAAGUCGACUCGCUUCUUAGGAUCCAAAGCAAAUUUGAUCGAUGCUGAUCAGACAUUCGAGCAACUAAAGAGAUUCUAUAUUGAGCCAGAAUUGCGUCCCAUCUGGACUCAAUGCAAAGUGACAACGCAGCAAGAAACGAAUACCGAGGAAAUCGAUCAUUUACCGAUACCUCUGUGGGGACGUAGAAAGAAAAGGACUGUGAUAUCGCCAGGACCGUACAGUGGACUCACGAAUUAUGUCGACGCUAUACAAGCGUUUGAUGAUUUCGGAGCUGUUGUGAUGAGCGAUUUAAUACUUGAGACACGGCCUUGCCCUCAACUUCACAGGAUGGACAGAUUCAGGAGUUCCACGAUUCAAACUUUUUUCCUUCGAUCAACUUCGGUUCUGGAAUCGGAAGCUGGAAUGUUUAAAAUGGCUGCGAAGACGUUGCCCAUGGCAUACCCAUUAUUGAACGAAGGCCCCGAACAGGCAUAUGUAGAUCAAGUACCCGAUCAACCUGCAACUCUUAGGUCUUACUUUCCUGAAACGUGGUUAUGGGAAUUGGUGCCGACUGGAAAAGAAGGCAAAGUGGCUAUAGAACGUACUUUGCCUCAUACCAUCACUGAUUGGGUCGGAUACACUACGUGUAUCUCAUCUACGCACGGUCUCGGAAUAGCACCGCCGACGACUAUCACGGGAUUUCAACCGUUCUUCCUCGAUUAUAGCUUACCAUAUAGCGUGAAACGUGGAGAAAUGUUGCAUAUGAAAGUGUCUUUGUUUAAUUACAUGCAACAUAGCUUACCGGUGAAGAUUAAAUUGGAAGAUGCAACGGGGCUCGACUUGCAUCUAUCACAUGCAGUCGCUUCGUUUUGCGUGAAACCGCGAGAUAGUGUGGUGCACGAAUAUAUUCUCAGGCCGAGAGUUCUUGGCGACGUUAAUAUUACGGUUUCCGCUUCAGUUGACUCGGAGUAUGGCGAACCAUGUGGUCCAGAAGUACUUCUGUAUACACGGGACGUAAUUGUAAAGUCCAUACUCGUGUUACCAGAAGGCUUUCCCGUAGAGGCGACCAAAUCGGCAUUUAUCUGUCCGAAAGAUUUUAGCGACGAUUCCACUAUUACUUGGCAUCUCGAUUUACCCGAUGAUUUAGUGCCCGAAAGUGCAAGAGGAUAUGUGUCUAUGAUAGGAGAUAUUUUGGGUCCAGCCCUUGAAAAUUUAGAUAAUCUCGUUCGUUUACCGAUGGGCUGCGGUGAGCAAAACAUGAUCCUUUUUGUUCCCAACAUACACGUGAUUGGCUAUUUGGAUACAACUGGAGUUGAGAAUCCAGAGCUAAGAGCGAAAGCAGUCAGAAAUAUGGAAAAAGGAUAUCAGCGCGAGUUGAUAUAUAGGCACCCAGAUGGUUCGUACUCGGCGUUUGGUCCAAACGUCACGGAAGACGGUAGCUCUAUUUGGCUCACUGCGUUCGUGAUAAAAUCCUUCGCUCAGGCAAAGAAUAUAAUUCACAUCGACGAGCGAGAUCUGAAAAUUUCCGUAAAAUGGAUGCUAAAGAAGCAAUUGGAGAAUGGGUGCUUCCCCAUGAUCGGCAGGGUAUUUCACAAAGAUAUGAAGGGUGGUCUGCAAGACGACGACAGUUCUUCCUCGGCGUUAACAGCCUACAUACUGAUAUCACUCUUGGAAUCAGGCGUACCGUUAACAGCCACGCUCAUCAACAAUGCGCUACAUUGUCUUGAGAAAGGAAUGGAGAAUGGCGGCGGCACGACAUACACCGCAGCUAUAUCUACCUAUGCUUUAUCGUUGUUGGAGCAUCCGAAAGCAAAUAACAGCAUGAAGCUAUUGAUGGAACGUGCGACUCGGAACAAUGAUCUCCUUUGGUGGGAAGAUAAACCCUCCCUAGGACUGAGCAUCGAAAUGACGGCAUACGCUGUGCUAUCAUUGGUAAAAUUAGGCGGCGAGGCGAAUAUGGUCGAGGCGCUGAAGGCGGUUCGUUGGAUGUCGAAGCAGCGAAACGCAGAAGGCGGUUUCACAUCCACACAGGAUACCGUGCUCGGUUUGGAAGCGCUCACAAAAUACGCUGCCGCAAUGUCAAAUGAUAACACUGAUCUCUCGGUGCUGGUGACCGGUAACGAAGUGGACCAAUUAUAUAGAAUGCACAAUGACAAUCGCAUGGUUCUCACCCAAAUUCGGCUGCCCGUGAUACCUACGAUAAUCGAGAUCUUCGCUGAAGGUGAAGGUUGCGUCUUAGUGCAGAGUAAUAUAAAAUAUAACGUUGCGCAUGCGACUGGCUCCGAAGCUUUUGACCUCUCAGUCAAUGCCGCUUCCUCGACGUGGGUAGAUGAAUGCUCGAUGCAAAAGAUUACAAUCUGCACACGAUAUAAAAUGGCAGAUGGAGAAAGCAACAUGGCAGUAUUAGAGGUCGGCAUGAUAAGCGGGUACAUCCCGGAUCGUACGAGUCUUCAUUCUCUCUUGGAGGAUCCAGCUACAAAAGUGAAACGUUUCGAGGAGGAUCGUGACGUCGUUACUAUUUACUUCGAUAAGUUAAUCAAUCAGAAAACUUGUAUAUCGUUUAUGGUGACUAGAGAAAAUGUUGUCGACCGACUCGAGCCGGCAAAUGUGAAACUUUAUGAUUACUAUCAACAGGAAUUAACGAUAUCUAGCAGCUACAGCUUUGCACCGACCUGCAGUAGUGCCACUCCGAAUGAAGAAACAGAGAUACCUGAUCCGGUGCCAGUAGAGGUGGAGCAACUGGACAAGGAUGCCACGAAGAUCGCGAAAAAAGACGAGAGAAUCGAAAAAGCAGCCGAAAUUCCGGAUGCUCAAAAUGGAACUGUAGAACAAAUAGUACCGCGAGCGGAAAUUGGAAGCGGUCAAACACCGGAUGAACCGGAUAUUAAUUUGAAUCCCGUGUUCGAUAGACUUGGACCUCCUAAUGUAGAUCUCGAAGAUAUGGAGGCGUCAUUUUCGGUUUUCAAUGGACAGAACCAAGAUCCCUUUCCGGCAAAUUUCGAUGGAAACCCGCUCUUCGUCGUGGUCGAUCACGAAUUAGCGACUCCUGAUGGUGUCGAAGGACCCGUAUCAGUUUCCGUGAAACCCGAUAUAAAUUUUGACGGCGACCAACUGUCAAAUGUAACUAAUCAAUCCGCUGAGAGAAUAGACACGGAUUCGAGCAACACGCAAUUGCAAACAUCGCCGCCUCUUGCUUCGAACGAAUCUUGUCCCAUAUGCGCUGAUGAAUUGCCAUUGAACAUCAAUGAGAUUUAUUGUUCGUCUAGUAGCGUCGUGAAAGCGGCAAUCAGACGAUUACGAAAAGUGAGACUUCUAUUAGAUAUACAACCGUUGCACGAGAUUAAACGCUUGCGUUCAACGGUUGAAUUUAUUUUGAAUCCCAAAUGUUCCUGUUCGCCUUUAGACAAUCCUGGAACUCUAGCACUGUUGAUGCACUCCGGGGACAGCGAAUUUGCUAUACGCUCGCAUAAUAGUCAACAUAUUCGCGUGGUCGCUUUAGAUGAGCGAACUUCUAUAUACGGAUUACAAUCACACAGUGGAGUGCCAGACGAGCUAAUAAACGCUCGAAAAAUAUGCGCUACUCGAGAUAAGACAUCUCUUAAUCUUCCUACAACUGGUUAAUCUUUGCCAGUAUUUUGCCGAAAAUUUAAAAGCAAAAUUAAUAUUAAAUGCAUCGCAUGCUAAAAAUUACCACGAAAAAAUUUAAUCGUUUCAAGACAUAUGAAAAUUAAAAAUGCAUGCAUAUUUAUAUUAAAAUUCAAAGGAAUUUACAUUAAGCGAAUUUGAUAAAAAAUCUUUCAAUUUUACAAUUUGAUACCCGUUUAUUCUAGGACACGUUGUAUAUACCUAACCCAACGGCAAUUUCUUUUUACACGGGAUAUUCUAGAAUAUCUCUACAUUGCUAACUUUAUGUUAAGAUGUGGAAUAUACGAUAAGUUAAAUUAAGAGUAUUUGAAAGCGUUUUUAUACAGCCAAUUUUUACAGCGAGUCAUUAUCGUAAUUCAUAAUUAUAAAUAAUUAAUGAGUUAAAUAAACUGUAAAUAAAGUACAGCGAUUAAUGACAUAAUAAUUGGGUAAUUUAAUAUGUCUACAAAAUAUUAAACUCGCAUACAUCUAAUCUCAUACCCAAUUUCACCGCUUUCGAUCUGAUUUAAACAUUUCAAGAUAAAAAUAAAGAAAUAAAUACACACACAUACACACACACAAAAGAGAGGUGAAAAUAUCUCGAAUUUCGGACGAAUGCGUUGCAUCUUUAUUUGUUUUUCUACGUUUGUAAUUCGUAUUGUAAUUAAAUUAUUGGAAAUUAACAAUCACCUCGAUCGAGUUCUCGCUGCAUUAUAUUAAUUAAAUAGUGCUUCAUUACAGUGUAUGUAUAUUUUUUAUUUAAUAUGAGACUAUAAUGUGUCGAUAUAUUGUCCAUUUGACAUUUAACGUUGAUAAAAUCGUUGAUCUUUAUUAGUGAA